Messenger RNA from Gilbertella persicaria, 630 nucleotides. RefSeq names its product yeats-domain-containing protein. The coding region runs from base 1 to 630 and encodes 209 amino acids. Lineage: Eukaryota; Fungi; Mucoromycota; Mucoromycetes; Mucorales; Choanephoraceae. Gene Ontology annotation, biological process: regulation of DNA-templated transcription. The record is from RefSeq and is a predicted model, not a curated record. The transcript has 2 exons.
AUGUCCACGAAAAGGAUCAAAGGGAUCAGUGUGUCCAGACCUUUUUAUUACGGUAGUAUAGCGUACUCCCUUAACGGCAAAAAAGCGUCUGAAGCCGAACAUACGCAUAGAUGGACAGUGAUGGUCAAAGGACUUAACAAUGAAGAUCUAAGUUAUUAUAUUAAAAAAGUCGUCUUUAAGCUUCAUGAAACUUACCCUAAUCCAUUAAGAACUGUGGAACAUCCUCCCUUUGAAGUCUCGGAGACGGGCUGGGGUGAAUUUGAAAUAAUGAUCAAAAUCCAUUUUCAUGCUGCUGCUAGCGAAAAACCUGUGGUGCUUUACCAUCAUUUACGACUUCACCCUUAUGAAGAUGAUCUCAAUGGUCAAUCUUGGCCGAAAGAUAAACCCGUCAUGAGUUUACUCUAUGAUGAGCUUGUGUUUAAUGAACCUACUGAAGCCUUAUACCAAAUAUUCUCUCAACACAAUGCUCUUCAACCUCAUUUGCCAAACAAGAAAUCUAUGAAAGAUUCAACAGCACCUUUAUUUAGUACGCCAUUGGAACAAGAAGAAGUGGAGCGACUUGAUCAUGCACAACACGAAAUCAAUUCUCAAAUAGCAUCUUUAAAGCAAAAAAUGGCAACAUUUGAAUAA